CUCCUUCUGCUUCUUCUCCUGCUCCCCCUCUUCAUUCUUCUCCUGCUCUUGCUCCUACUUUCUGCUUCUUCUGCUUCUGCUUCGCCUUAUCCUACUCCUUCUUCUUCUCCUUCUCUUUCUCCUUCUCCUUCCCCUUCUCUUUCUUCUUCUUCUUCUUCUGUUGCUCUUGCUUCUUCUGCUGCUGCUGCUCCUCCUGCUUCUACUACUGCUCCUGCUCCUGCUCCUGCUCUUCUUCUUUCUUCUCCUCCUUCUGCUUCUUCUUCUGCUGCUUCUUCUUCUGCUUCUGAUUCUGCUCCUGCUCCUGCUCCUACUCCUACUCCUGCUCCUCCUCCUCUUACUCCUGCUUCUGCUUCUCGUGCUGCUCCUGCUUCUGCUCCUGCUCCUGCUCCUGCUCCAUCUCCUGCUCCUGCUCCUGCUCCUGCUCCUCAUCCGCUGCCGCUUUCGCUCCAGGUCCCGCUCAUGCUCCUCCUUGUCCUCCUCGUACUCUUCUUCUUCUUCUUCUUCUCCUGCUUCUGCUCCUGCUCAUGCUCCUGCUCCUCCUUCUCCUGCUCCUGA
Messenger RNA from Solanum verrucosum, 555 nucleotides. RefSeq names its product vegetative cell wall protein gp1-like. The record is from RefSeq and is a predicted model, not a curated record. Lineage: Eukaryota; Viridiplantae; Streptophyta; Magnoliopsida; Solanales; Solanaceae. The transcript is spliced from 3 exons. The annotation marks the transcript as partial.